AUGCGGCGUCGGCGGAUUGUCGCCGGAGGAGAUGAGGAGGAAGCCGUUCGGCGCGGCACAGUGUCUGCGGCGGUCGAGCUGCGGUUCAGCUAUGUGGAAACGCCGUCUCUGCUGGACUCGGCGGAUCCGGCGGCACUCGGGGCGCGCCCUCAGUCCCUCGACACCCUCUCCUCCCCAACACCGCCUUCCACACGUUCGACUGGAUCCGGCGCGCCUUCACGCCCUUCACGGACACGAGACGGCUUGCAGGCAACAGCGGGAUUCCUUCGCGACAGAUCGGCCGCCUUAUCCUCGCAUGCAAGACCGUUCUCGACCGCACGCACUUUGGGCAAACCUGCCCUCGACACUCACGGCGACGCUCGACUACCCCCUCACUUCUCCUUCAGCGACAGUCGGGCAGCGGAUUCGUCGCAGGCUCAGCCGCGUCCUACAGACGUGUCUGCGACGAGGGAGGCGAGCCAACAUGCCGUCUCGAAUGCACCUCCUGCCGACAAAGCUGUGCUUCCGCCUCUCUCCGAUUCCGCUGACUCCGUCAAGACGCUGGACAAGCCCGCGCAACGGUCGAAGCCUCCUCCUCGUCCUCCGUCCCCCUACGGAGAGAUCAACGAGCUCGUCCGGCACCCUGUGCUGUACGAUCCGAUCUUGAAGCCGCGCUUCCCCAUCGUCCUGUGCCACGGCUUGUACGGCUUCGACGUACGCGGACCGGGUUUCUUCCGGUUGCAUUACUGGGGCGACCUGCUCAAGAUCCUGCGCGGCAAGAUUGGCGCCGAAGUGUUCGUGACGGCCGUCCCAGGGACUGGCUCCAUCAAGAACCGCGCUUAUGUCCUGCAUAAGGCGCUCGAGGACACGCCUUCGCUGCUCAACCGCGACCUCAACUUUGUCGGUCACUCGAUGGGAGGACUCGAUGCGCGCUACCUGAUCUCCAACAUCCGUCCGACGCUCUACCAUCCCCGCUCCCUUACGACCAUGUGCACGCCGCAUCGCGGCUCCGAAUUCAUGGCCUGGUGUCGCGCCAACAUCGGCAUCGGCACCGAGUUCGAGUCGCACGAAGCGUUGAACCUGCGCCCAUCGAUCUCGUCCAACCUCGACGAGCCUGACGACGCCUCCGUCCCGCUUCCUUACUCGCUCAAGUCGCCCAUCCUUUCGCGGGAGCAGGUCGAGCAGGCGAAGAAGGCGGCGGAAGCUGCCAAACAGGCUGAGGCGGCGGCUGAGAAGGUCAAGAAUGCGUCGAGCCAUUUCCCGGGUCUCCCUUUCAACCUCUCGGCGAGCGUUACCGGCUACCUCCUCAAGUUGCUCGACUCUCCCGCCUACGCCAACCUCACCCCGUCCUUCCUCCGCGACGUCUUCAAUCCCUCGACUCCCAACCGCGACGACGUCCGGUACUUCUCCAUCGCCGCACGCACCGACAAGAUCCCCAUCUGGCACCCGCUCUGGCUCCCGAAGCUCGUCCUCGAUGGGGCCGAGGCCCAGCGCGUUGCGCAGGGCUGUGCCGCUCCGCCCGAAUGGCGCGGUAACGAUGGCCUCGUCAGCAUCGACAGCGCACGAUGGGGCGAGUUCCUCGGCACCUUCGAUGCUUGUGACCACUGGGAGAUGCGCGGAUCGAGCGGGCUCAGCAGUGCCGAGGCGAGCAAGCAUGCCAUCGAGGAGGUGACGAGGCGGGAGAUCAGGGAGACGAAGGAGCCGAAGGAGGGAGGCCAGGCGGAGCGCGUGGCAAGCGCGCAUGCCGAGUCGUCGAGCGAUCAAGAGAAGGAGGAGAAGGGCUGGCAGUGGCAGGACGUUUACGCCCUCGUCGGCAAACUCGUCGGCGGCGGUAACGGGAAGAAAAAGGCGACGCCGGCGACGGUAAAGGCGGAGGGACAGUCACCGGCGCCGUCUGUUGCAAGCAAGGAUGUGGCAGAGCCGCCGAAGGCUUCUGCCGCACCCUCGCAGCAGGACCAGGCGGAUGACGCCGCUGGGCUCGCUUCGGCGGCCUCGUGGAUAAUCCGCCAGCUCCCCGGCACGUCGGUUGGCUCGAACGCGCCUGCAUCUUCGUCGAAGGACGCCACGCCGACCAAGCCCUUGCCGCCCCUGCCGAACUCGCCCGCGCCGACUCCUGCAUCAACGCCCGCCUUCUCCAGCACAGUUCCACCAGCACCCGCUUCCUCCUCCACCUCGCCCCUCUCCUCCGUCUCGUCGACUGUCACCUCUGCCGCCGCAACUGUCGCCGACACCGUCAUCAACAACGCCGCCACGCGCCUCCUCUACGGCGCCCCCGGCCUCUCCUCGUCGGCCUCGGAUAAGGCGAAGGACGAGCAGCGUCCGAAGAAGGAGAAGUUCUCUCUCGAGCGCAUGACCGUCGCGCUCUGUCGCAAGUUGCACAACGAAGGCUUCUAG
Rhodotorula toruloides NP11 is the source of this 2373-nucleotide messenger RNA. RefSeq names its product lipase 2. Gene Ontology annotation, molecular function: triacylglycerol lipase activity. The record is from RefSeq and is a predicted model, not a curated record. NCBI's taxonomy places the organism in Eukaryota, Fungi, Basidiomycota, Microbotryomycetes, Sporidiobolales, Sporidiobolaceae. The coding region runs from base 1 to 2373 and encodes 790 amino acids. The transcript is spliced from 4 exons.